CAUGUUGAACUGCGACGGACUGAUUGCCUGAGACAGUGAGCGCAUUACCGACCGCACGACAGGGAGUGACGACCGCACGACAGGGAGUGAACCAAUUGGAGUGAACGCGUCAGUUGGCGACUCAUCUGAUUCACUGAAGUGGGGCCGCCAGGCCCACGUUCGGCAGCAGCCAGACGGCACGGGGCUCCUGUCUUCUGUGAAGCGGUCUCUUGGCGCACAACGCACAACGAAGCCGAUGCUGCGAAAUGGCCUGCAGGACCUCGUUGUCCAUCGCAGCACCGACAGCUCUCCCUUCUCGUCAUCUCGCAGCGGUGAGUAUUCGACUCCACCGGUAUGCAACAUGAUGGACGAGCUGAGGGAGCUCCGGAACAUACUCAGCACCCUGGCCGACCAGGCCGGCCUCGACGAGAAGUCCCUCUACCCAUCUCCAGCAGCGCUCGACUCUCCCCGACAGAAAUCGCAACUGGGAGACGGCUCUGACUCGCCUCGAGAAUGUUCAUCGGAGCACACCGUGAUGCAGUCGUUCAAGGCCUCUAUGAGAAGGACGGUUGAAGACUUCAAGCAGCAGCUGUUGGACAUCACCGCAGAGAAAAGGUCCCUUGAGAAGCGUGUGGAAGCCUACGGGCAGCGCUUUCGGGACCAGGCCAGGACAAUCGAUGCACUCACGAAGGAAGAGGAGGUAAGGGAGACUGUGUCGUCGCCUCAGCCGCCGUCUUGCCCGUCACCGGGUGACCAAGAAGACAUCGAGGUACUUUUUCGUUUCUCUUGUUGCAUUGCGCAUCCAUUGUUCCCAUUGCUCUUGCGCAGGCUCUUGGGGAGCGUGUGAAGGAUCUCGAGCAGGAUAAUUCGCGGCUGUAUCGUCUGAAGCAUGCCUAUGAGAUCCGCCUGGAAGAGGCUUAG
Vitrella brassicaformis is the source of this 900-nucleotide messenger RNA. NCBI's taxonomy places the organism in Eukaryota, Vitrellaceae. The record is from the annotation of a GenBank genome assembly.